AUGGUGAUGUUGGCACGGCUACUCGUCGACAAGGAGGACAAAACGGCGUUAAAAGGACACUUUGAGGAACUCUCCGAAACGACUGCAGAUCAACCGGGCGACCUUGGAGGACCUCGCCCAGAACAGACUGACAAGGAGAAGAAAAGUGCAGACCGGCACAGCCAUCUACGAAGCAAAUCGUAUCUUUGUCGCCAAAGCCGAAAUGGAGGCUUGCAAGUCACAAAUGCCUCGACUUCUCAAUGCCAGCGUUCAGCCUCUUCCAACAUACCCACGGAGUCAACGAACGUUCUGGGCACCAAUCAGUCUCGUAGGACAUCUUCGGACACAAUUGGCCAACAGCCGGACAACGUCUACUCAGACUCGCCCCUGCCGAAAACGCCGCGACGAUGGUCACCCCCGUCACCGCCGAACACACUUUCGCUGCCCCGUCCCCAUCAAUCACCGGCAUCACCCGCCGUGCCCCAAUCCCUGCGUCGACCACGGCGACCAGCUCCACCAAAAACACGACAUCACUCCUAUGGGACGACAUCCGACGCCCCCUCGCCUGUUACAAUCACCACCAGUGCCCUCACCUCCAACGAUGUGGAUUCUGUACAUAUCUGUCUCCAUUGCGAUGGCACAUUCACCUCACACAUAGGCCUAGUCGGUCACAAGCGAAUCCAUCUCACGGAGGCUGGCGAACCAGUGCCUGGAGCAUCAACCUACACUCGUCGCAUCUGCCUCAACUGUCCUCACUGCACGUGCACAUUCGUUCACCGAAUGGGCCUACUAGGCUUCAUGCGCAUUCAUUAA
Molecule: messenger RNA, 792 nt
Organism: Spirometra erinaceieuropaei
Lineage: Eukaryota; Metazoa; Platyhelminthes; Cestoda; Diphyllobothriidea; Diphyllobothriidae
Source: the annotation of a GenBank genome assembly